Panonychus citri (citrus red mite) is the source of this 807-nucleotide messenger RNA. Its product is annotated as doublesex- and mab-3-related transcription factor A2-like. The record is from RefSeq and is a predicted model, not a curated record. Gene Ontology annotation, biological process: regulation of transcription by RNA polymerase II; sex differentiation. Gene Ontology annotation, cellular component: nucleus. The annotation marks the transcript as partial. The transcript has 3 exons. Gene Ontology annotation, molecular function: DNA-binding transcription factor activity, RNA polymerase II-specific; RNA polymerase II cis-regulatory region sequence-specific DNA binding. NCBI's taxonomy places the organism in Eukaryota, Metazoa, Arthropoda, Arachnida, Trombidiformes, Tetranychidae.
GUUGGUGGUGGUGGUGGUGGUAAUCAGAAUGAUAAUUCACUUCAUGAUAAUUUGGAGUCUCAUCACCAUUUACUUCAACAUCCACAUCAACGUCAUCUUUUCAAUGUUGAAUCAAUGGUUGAUAAAAGUGUCUGUGGCAGACUCAAUCUGUCUGUUGAAGGUAAUUCAGGACAUGAUUCAAUUAAAGAUUGUGGUUCCUGUGGGAGUGGUGACAGUUCACCAGUUUCAAUUGUUAAUGAUAAAGUUGAUGUUGACUCGUCGACACUUAAUAAUGUUGAUCAAAGAACCAGGAAACCUCAAUGUGCUCGAUGUCGUAACCAUAAUGUUCAAUCAGAUCUUAAAGGUCAUAAGAGGUUUUGCAAGUUUAAAGAUUGUGUCUGUGCUGAUUGCUUGAUAACGGAGGAGAGGCAAAAGGUCAUGGCUAAACAGGUCGCUCGAAGGAGACAGCAAGAAGAUGAUCUGAAAAACGGACGAAUGCCAACGAUUCCAACAGCUCCGAUUAAGCGGCCUUUCUACAAAGAAUCAACCAGUGAAUUUGAACCUAAGUCAAAGUUGAGCAAAAACAACAGUAACAAUGAAAGCAACAACACCCACCACAGCACCACCAUCAAUACAAAUACCACCACGACUCACAACAAUACCAAUAACACCACCACCGCCAGCAGUAAUAACAGUAAUUCGAAUCACAAAGAACAAGAAAUAUCAUUUGAUAAAUUAAUACAAACCUCAAGUCAAUUCCAGAAUAUACUUAACACUGUGGGCAACGAAACUGUUUACCUUCCUGGUUAUGGCUUUCGUACGAGAUAA